Rana temporaria (common frog) is the source of this 3063-nucleotide messenger RNA. RefSeq names its product sorting nexin family member 21 (gene SNX21). Gene Ontology annotation, cellular component: early endosome membrane. The coding region runs from base 236 to 1255 and encodes 339 amino acids. The record is from RefSeq and is a predicted model, not a curated record. Lineage: Eukaryota; Metazoa; Chordata; Amphibia; Anura; Ranidae. Gene Ontology annotation, molecular function: phosphatidylinositol phosphate binding. Gene Ontology annotation, biological process: protein transport. The transcript is spliced from 4 exons.
CCCGAGUAUCAUCGUGUCACCGCCACCAAUUAGGUGUAAUUAUAUGAUUUGCUCAUCUAUCAGAGGGUGAGAUCCGCCCUGUCAGUCCGGGCGGGGAGCGGAGAGUGGUGGUCAGCAGAAUUCUAUAGAGCCCGGACCAGAGCCAUCCCCUCCUCCCCCCCUCUCUCUACAGCUGGAUGAGAGAACCGGAAGUAGAAUUACAGGAGAAGCCAGAGAGAGUAUCGGAGGAGCGGAAAUGGCAUCCAAGUUUCUUAAGCAUCUCCGUCCUUCCACACUUAAAGAUCCAAGAGGCCCCGGACCACCUGAGGAACCGCCAGAGACUGCAGAGUUGGUGGAUGAUCCAGACAUGGUAGUACGGCUGAGUGGGACCCUUAGUUUGAGUGAAGACAGCCUGGCCUCUGAGGAGAGCGAUGGAACAGAAGGUAGAGUGCUGGAGGAGCCGAAUGCCCGUCCUCUUCUAACACAACAACUGAGCGAGAUGUGGGCACAUACUCAAGAACACAGCGUGCCCAUCAGGUUGACGUUCGAGGUGACGGAGGCUAAUAUUGUGCGUGACAUUCAUGCCAAGUAUGUGAUGUACACCAUUUACCUUCUACACUCGGGACAAUAUGAUCCUUCACCCGCCUUUGUCACCUGUCGAUACUCUGAUCUGGAGCGACUGAGGAAAAGUCUACGCUCUCAUUAUCCUGAACAAAUGAACAAUGUGUCUUUUCCUCGUAAGCGUCUCCAUAAGAACUUCACAGCGGAAACCAUUGCAAAACGCAGUCGUGCCUUUGAGCAGUUCCUCUGCCACGUGUCUUCAGUACCCACUCUACGAUACUCUCCACAAUUCCUGGGAUUCUUCUACUUGAGCGACAUGCAGAAGGCCCAGCAGUUUACAUGUACAGGAUUAUAUAAUCUAGCACUCCCAAAAUGGACAAAUUGUUGGCGUCUCCAAGAAAAGCUUUGUCCGACGUGGGCGUCUACCCCCAGACUGAUUGUGCUCGCUGGGCUGGUGGUGUGCCACCAAGAGCUGGAUACUCUGGCAGAUGCACAGGCAUACAGCGAACAGGCAGUAGCUCUUCUGCAGGAAUCGCAAGAGCAAAACAUGACUUUACUUAUUGCUUUCCUGCAGGCCCACAUCCAGUUGUCUUGGAGAGUGGGGAGAGACAAAAUGGCCUCUGAGGCUGCCUUGCUGAAGCUGAAAGAGGCUGGACACAGUACAAGCAACGCUCCCACCCUAAAGGAAAUUCUAAUUAAAGAGACCAUAAAAUGAACACCUAAGGCAUCUUGCAGAUAUGCACUACAUUCUAUACAUUUCUAUUUUUGCUCUUGUUCAGGUACGUGGUAAAACUGCAGUCAACCUCCCUAGUUUUACUGCCCCCCUAGCACGUGUGAAUGAACCCCCAAUAUUUAGGAAGCCCUGUGACCCACACUCUUCUGCCAGACAGGUCCUAAAACUCUAGCUGAAGGAUAGUGUAAAAUGUGCCAAACCUACCUUCUGCCUAGUUCAGCUUAGAAAAUUGUAGCCAUUAAUAUAUUCUACACAUUUUUUUUCUUUUCCUUUUUUUUAUUUUCUUUUAUUUCAGUUUUUAUACAGAUCAUUUUUACGGAGCUCCUCUUCACCAGUUUCAGAGGUAACAAGUAUAGAAACCUUAGUCUCGAAACAUGGUAACUACACUAACCCUUCUAACCUCACCGGAUAAAAUAAAUUAAAAUUGACUAAUUAUUUACAAUUUUUUCAAGUUAAGGAUGAUGGGAAAACAUUAGUGCAAAGAUGUCCAUAGACGGGGUGAGAUAAGGGAAGGAAUGCAAUGGUCAGGUUUGCGGGAAGGGAAUGCAAUGAUCAGGUCUGCGGAAAGGGACUGCAAUGAUCAGGUCUGCGGAAAGGGACUGCAAUGAUCAGGUCUGCGAGAAGGGAAUGCAAUGAUCAGGUCUGCGAGAAGGGAAUGCAAUGAUCAGGUCUGCGGGAAGGCAAUGCAAUGAUCAGGUCUGCGGGAAGGGAAUGCAAUGAUCAGGUCUGCGGGAAGGGACUGCAAUGAUCAGGUCUGCGAGAAGGGACUGCAAUUACCAGGUCUGCUAGAAGGGACUGCAAUGAUCAGGUCUGCGGAAAGGGAAUGCAAUGAUCAGGUCUGCGGAAAGGGAAUGCAAUGAUCGGGUCUGCGGAAAGGGAAUGCAAUGAUCGGGUCUGCGGAAAGGGAAUGCAAUGAUCGGGUCUGCGGGAAGGGAAUGCAAUGAUCGGGUCUGCGGGAAGGGAAUGCAAUGAUCGGGUCUGCGGGAAGGGAAUGCAAUGAUCGGGUCUGCGGGAAGGGAAUGCAAUGAUCGGGUCUUCAUUCAGAUAGUCAUGUGAUCAGCAUGCUUUUGGUUAAUGUUUGCUUUUGGGACAAUCUGCAUACACCGGGAAUACACCUUCCUGGGCACAUGUGUCAGCCAGGACACCAUCUUUUCUCCAUAAGUGGCCAUACGCUAGCCUAUAACUGUUACCUGGGUAUGGAAAGUAACAAAGAACUGGCUACAAUUCGCAUUUACCAUCUGAAAUCCCCCCAACACAAGUUGUUAAAAUGUUUUUUGCACAACUACUUCUAGGUAUUAUAGAUCUAUGGCCUAGGAUGCCCAAGAGUCUCAUCAGAUGUGUGCUCUUGUCGCCAGCACCAGUUAGCUAAUGGGGGCAAACUAUUCAUCAUUAAUUAAAAUGCUAAUGAUAAAACUUAACAAACAAUCUAAAAAAAGAUCAAUUCAUUGAUCUGUAUUACGACUAGUUCUCCACCACACAAGCAGAGAUUUAUAUGAGCGAUUGAUAACAACAUUUUGUUGCAGUCAAGAAUUGGCAAAGUACAAAAUGAUCAAGAGCUCCCAAAAAAAACGAUCAAUGAGAUGGUCUUUCAUUUCAGUGUGUUAUUGUUUUUUAUUUUUUUUGUUUUUUUUCGAUCAGUUUAGAUGAAUUGUUUCAUGUGGCCACCAUACUUUUCCCUGUAUGUAGUAUAUAGGUGGGAUUUUAGCUACCCCUCCAAUGAGCACAGACUACAUCAAUUAUAUAAAGUAUGUACAAAUAUUUAUUUUAUCCAAUAAAAUAUUUUAAUACAU